Molecule: messenger RNA, 963 nt
Organism: Gekko japonicus
Lineage: Eukaryota; Metazoa; Chordata; Lepidosauria; Squamata; Gekkonidae
Product: olfactory receptor 52I2-like
Exons: 1
Coding region: 1-963 (320 amino acids)
Biological process (GO): G protein-coupled receptor signaling pathway
Cellular component (GO): membrane
Molecular function (GO): G protein-coupled receptor activity; olfactory receptor activity
Source: RefSeq, a predicted model, not a curated record
AUGCAUCCUUCCCAAAUGGUUCUGGACACCAACUCCAGCCCACCUACAUUCGUCUUAGUCGGCAUCCCAGGGCUUGAAUCAGUCCAUCCUUGGCUGGGCAUCCCCUUCUGCUUUAUGUAUAUCGUGGCACUCUUCGGGAACGGCGCUCUCCUCUUUGCCAUCCGAUUCGACCGCACCCUGCACAACCCCAUGUUCUAUUUCCUGGGCAUGCUGGGAGUCAUCGACGUGGUCAUGGCGACGACGACAGUGCCCAAAAUGCUGGACAUCUUCUGGAGCGGCUCUCCGAAGAUCGGCCUCAACGUCUGCUUUGCUCAGAUGUUUUUCAUCCAUUCCGUUACAGCGAUGGAGUCGGGGGUCUUGCUGGCCAUGGCCUUUGACCGAUACGUUGCCAUCAGCCACCCGCUGAGAUAUGAGACGAUCCUAACGCCCCCAAGGGUGGCCCAGGUAGGCCUGGCGAUUCUGACGAGAGGGAUCCUUUUCAUGGUUCCUUUGAGCGGGAUGGUGAGCCGCUUGCCCUACUGCGCUUCCAAGCGAAUCCCUCAUUCCUAUUGCGAGCACAUGGCGGUCGUAAAAUUGGCCUGUGCGGAUUCUGCCACCAGCCGCGUCUACAUCAUGGUGGGAUCCACCCUGAUCGUGGGGAGCGACAUGGCUUUCAUUGCCAUUUCUUACGGGCUGGUUCUCAGAGCCGUGAAGAAGCUGAGCGAGAAGACGGAGCGGCUCAAGGCCUUCAGUACAUGCAGCUCCCACGUUUGCGUGAUGCUGCUGUAUUACCUCCCCGGGAUGGCUUCCAUUUACAUCCAGGGCUUUCCUCACGGCACACCGCCUCACGUCCAAGUCCUGCUGGCCGAUCUCUACCUCAGCCUCCCGCCCAUGUUGAACCCAAUCAUUUACAGCAUCCGAAUGAAACAGGUGCGCAGAGCGCUCUGCAGAGUGUUCCCUUUAGUUGAGGGUCUGGUGGGGUGA